Molecule: messenger RNA, 792 nt
Organism: Prunus armeniaca (apricot)
Lineage: Eukaryota; Viridiplantae; Streptophyta; Magnoliopsida; Rosales; Rosaceae
Source: the annotation of a GenBank genome assembly
AUGGAUUCAUAUGGGUUUCUACGGAUGCAUGAUUUGCUCCAACAAAUGGGUCAGGAAGUUGUCCGCCGAGAAUCUCCCGAUGAGCCCGGCAGGCGUAGCAGGUUGUGGAACCGUAAAGACGUCAAUUAUAUCUUGAGCCAAAAUGCAGGAACAGAAACAAUUGAAGGUAUAAUGGUGGACGUCGAAUACCUAGGAGUUGUCCACGUGAACUCUAAAUCCUUUUCAAAGAAGAACAAACUCAGAUACCUCAAGCUAAUGGUUCACUGGAAACAUCUCUUUUUCCAACAUCUGGAGAAGCAAGGCUGCAUGAAUGUGGAUUUUAUUCCACCUAGGUCAAGGUGUGAAUUUGUGGUUCCUGGGAAUGAAAUUCCAGAGUGGGUGAAUCAUAAAAGCGUGGGGUCUCCAUCAGUCAGUGCAGAGCUGGAUCCGGGUUGGCUUACUGAUCAUAAGUGGAUCGGAUUUUCGCUGUGUGUUGUUUUUGCUGUCCCUGAACACCAGCUGUAUGGCUCAGAAGAAGAUCUUGAUAAUUUUUUGUGCAAACUGAGCAUCAAUGGAGAAGUCGGGACUCCGUCAGUGAAUUAUGCAUUGGAAUCCCUUCUUCCAGAUAUGUCGAACCAUCUUUGGUUAUGCUAUCUCCCACCUCAUGAAUGCUAUUUCUAUUUUUGGUGUGAGAAUAUUUACUCUAAUAUUGAAGCUUCAUUCGGAUUCAUUGGCUCAACGGUGGAAGUGAUCGAGUGUGGGUUCCAUUUAGUAUACGAGGAAGAUUUUGAGGUUCUCGUUAAGAAAACAUAG